AGUUAACCGCGCAGACUCUUAAAAGAUUCCUUACUUAAGCUUCAAGAUGGACCAACCCAGGUACCCUCCGCCGAAGCGCCGUCGAACUUCGAGCGCCGAUUCCUCCUCGUCUCGCAAUUCCGUGGGCCCUCGAUCACACCCUCCUCCACUCGGGCCUUCACAAUCAGCGCGCUCAAGAGAAGACUCAAGAAGAAGAAGAUACUCGAGCUCACGGAGCCGAGAUGCAAGUAGAGACGAUACACGUCCACGUCGGCGCUCGAGGAGUCGCUCACGCUCCAGAAGACGGUCUAGUCGAAGCCCGACAGGCAGCUCCGCCUACGAUUCCGCACCGGAACACCAAAAUGACCGCCGACGAUCACGACAGAGACGCCAGUCAAGGUCACGAUCCAGGUCAUACUCCUCAUCUCGCGACCGCUCGUACUCACCGUCCUACUCCCCAGAUGCUCGUGCUCCACCAUCCGAGACGGCGAAAUCGAAAUCGAAAUCUAAUUCCCUGACCUUUACAUCCCUCCUGACCAUCCCCCGCGUCCACGCCAGAGGCAUCACAUCGCUCAAGUUCUCGCCAGACAUGACCUUGCUCGCAACAGCGUCCGCGGACAACACAAUCAAUAUUUACUCGGUCCCUGCGAACCCCAGUCCAGACACACCCUUUAAACACCUGCGCACGCUCCGCGCGCACCUGGCCGGCGUCAACGCCAUCGCGUGGUCCCCCGUCGGCCCGCACUACACACUCGCGUCGGCGAGCGACGACAAAUCGAUUCUGCUUUGGUCGCCGCUGAGUUCCGACUUCCCGAUCUCGCCGUCUCCGCUGAUCGGUCAUAGUAACUAUGUCUACAGUCUGGCCUUCAGUCCGAAGGGGAAUAUGCUUGUGAGCGGGAGUUACGAUGAAGCCGUGUUUCUGUGGGACGUGCGCGCGGGCAGGGUCAUGAGGAAGUUACCGGCGCAUUCCGAUCCUGUGCGCGGGGUGGAUUUCCUCAGAGACGGGACCAUGGUCUGCAGUUGUAGUUCGGACGGGCUGAUCAGGGUCUGGGACGCGGGGACGGGCCAGUGUCUCAAGACGCUUGUCGAUGAAGAUCGGCGGCAGGUCACGAGCGUGCAGUUCACGCCGAAUGGGAAAUAUCUGGUCGCGUGGACGCUGGAUGGGUGCGUGAGGCUGUGGAGGUACAGCGAGGGUGCUUGUGUGAAGACGUAUCAGGGCCAUGUCAAUGCGAGAUACAGCCUCGGUGGCGUCGUGGGAGGGUACAGAGGCACGGAACAGGGGAUGGGCGCGUUCCUGGCCAGUGGCAGCGAGGACGGCGAGGUGGUCGUUUGGGAUGUGACGAGUAAAAACGUGCUGUGGAGGGGAAAGGGCCACAGGGAUGCUGUGCUGAGUCUGGAUUGGGGCAGGACGAAAACCGGCAAGGGGCUGUUGGUCAGUGGAGGCAAGGAUCGGGACAUCAGGGUCUGGAUGCUCGUGGAAGAGGAACAUCAGAGCGCUGAGGGUGGUGAUAACGAUAUGGAUCCCAAUAUGGGUAUGGAGAUGGAUGUGGACGGCGAGCGAGAGAAUGUGAAUGUGAAUGGCGAUCGAAUGGAUCUUGACCGGGGGAUGGUGGAUAAUUGAAAAAUGUCUCAUGUCAGCGUCGAGGAGGAGCGGGACCUUGGGUGAUGGAAUCAAUUAAAAUUUCAGUGCAUGCGAUUUACACCUUCUCGUUCCGCCUUGCAAGAGCACGACGCGUUCGUUAGGUAUCUGAC
Molecule: messenger RNA, 1731 nt
Organism: Exophiala xenobiotica
Lineage: Eukaryota; Fungi; Ascomycota; Eurotiomycetes; Chaetothyriales; Herpotrichiellaceae
Exons: 1
Coding region: 47-1600 (517 amino acids)
Molecular function (GO): protein binding
Source: RefSeq, a predicted model, not a curated record